Dunckerocampus dactyliophorus (ringed pipefish) is the source of this 4411-nucleotide messenger RNA. RefSeq names its product zinc finger, RAN-binding domain containing 1b (gene zranb1b). Gene Ontology annotation, biological process: cell migration; cytoskeleton organization; protein deubiquitination involved in ubiquitin-dependent protein catabolic process. The record is from RefSeq and is a predicted model, not a curated record. Bases 847 to 3126 code for a protein of 759 amino acids. Gene Ontology annotation, cellular component: cytoplasm; nucleus. The transcript has 10 exons. Lineage: Eukaryota; Metazoa; Chordata; Actinopteri; Syngnathiformes; Syngnathidae. Gene Ontology annotation, molecular function: K63-linked polyubiquitin modification-dependent protein binding; cysteine-type deubiquitinase activity.
ACAUAAUCCAGUGAGUGGCAAUCUUGUCUGUAAUUACUCGUCUGGCAAUCUCUCAAAUCUCGUUUGUAUCUGUAACGUAAAUGACAAACCUCGCGAUGUUUGCGUUUGUCGGCAAAGUUUGCUAGCUUGUUGAUGCGUUCACUGACGCGAAGCUCGUUGUGUACCUGAUCGCGGCACGAAAGUGAUUAACACGUCACUUGUAAACCUGUAAAACAAGAACGUCGCACCUUUCAAAAAAGUAAAGUGGGCGAGGUUGUUGUGGUAUUGGGAUGUUGACCCCACCCCCCAAAAACAAGGCGCCCGUGGUGGGUUGUCGUGUCGCGCUAAUGUGAUGAAUUUCUCGCCUUGUGUGUGUUUUCAAGUUGGAGGCCUGGUGUGUAAACAUUCUGUAGUAGGCCAAGCUAGUGUGUUAGUGUGUUUUAAAAAAAAAGACUGUAGUGCUGCAUGCGGUUUGGAUUAUUCCCUUUUUAUACGGCUUUAAUAGGCUUUGUGGUGAAUUUGAAUUUCAGUGCAUCAGUAUAAGUGUCUUAGGCAGUCAUGCGCCUUCCUGCUGGGUGUCUGCUUUCAUGCACCCUUGUCUCUUGUUACCAGCCUAGGUCGUGUGGGCCACUUUGGCCUGUUGUCUAUAACUGACUUUACUGUAUGUGUUUAUUACCAGGGUCAGGUUUUAAUACUAGUCCAGACUGGGACUCUUUCGUGUUCGAUUUGUUCAACUGCUUCCACAUUAGGAGCAACGGUGGAGUUUGUGUUACAUGCACUGUCUGCUGUGCGCUCUCCUGGACAGUGGAUCUGCCGAGCUGAGAACCCCUCUGAACGGCAACGAGCCUCCUCGGCGUCGGUGUGACGAUGACCGAGCUGGUUGUCAAGUGGGCCUGUGAAUACUGCACAUACGAGAACUGGCCGUCAGCCAUCAAGUGCACAAUGUGCCGUGCUCAGAGGCCCAACGGGGGUGCCAUCAUCACCGAGGAGCCCUUCAAGAGCACUCCAGCUCUGGAUGCCAGCUUGCAGCAGUGGGACCCGCCGGGGCUAAGCAACAGCCCGUCCCAGGGGAGCUCCUCUUUGCUUAUAUGCCCGGAUUCCAGUGCUAGACCACGUGUUCGCGUUGCAGACGCUCCUGAUAUCAGUAGCAAGUGGUCUUGUCACAUGUGCACCUACCUGAACUGGCCUCGUGCCAUCCGCUGCACUCAGUGCCUGUGUCAGAGGCAACAGGCUCAACAACAGCAACAGCAACACACUAGCCAUCAAGGACAUCAGCAGCCACGCAGCCCAACAGAGGCACCCCAAACCUCAGGCUCUGGAUUACGUCCUGCACCCUCAUCCACCACCACAGACCCCUGUGAGGAAUAUAAUGACCGUAAUAGGCUCAACACACACGCACAGCACUGGACCUGCACUGCCUGCACUUACGAGAACUGGUCAAAGGCACUCAAGUGUGUGGUGUGUGAUCACCCGUGGCCAAACAAUAGCCUGAUAGCUGAACCAAUUGAACUGGCAUCCGAGCCCGAGCGCCAGCAGCCAUCUUCAAAGUUUAUCGACGCGGACCGGGACAACAGACGGGGCGUCGGAUACCCGGUGGGGGGGCAAGGAGUCGGGGCGGUGGUAGGUUCAGUCGGGGGUUGCAGCGGCAGCCAAAGGCGGUCUCCUACAUCCUCCAAACGCGAGUCGGAGGUGACCAUGGACUUUCAAAGGAUUGAGGUGGCGUCGGGGGCCGGAAUUGGCAUUAAAGAGGAGUUGGAGGUGGAUUACAAAAAACUCAAGCAGAUUAAGAACAGGAUGAGGAGAAUGGAUUGGCUGUUCGUCAACGCUUGUGUUGGUGUGGUGGAGGGCGACCUGGCAGCUGUGGAGACCUACAAAACAUCAGGAGGCGACAUCGCCAGGCAGCUGACGUCCGAUGAGGUGCACCUGUUGAAUCGCCCGUCUGCGUUCGACGUGGGCUUCACGCUGGUUCACCUCGCCAUCCGCUUCCAGAGACAGGACAUGUUGGCAGUGCUGCUCACCGAGGUGUCCCAACAGGCCGCCAAGUGCAUCCCGGCCAUGGUGUGUCCCGAGUUGACGGAGCAAAUCCGCCGCGAAGUGGCCGCCUCCCUCCAUCAGCGCAAAGGGGACUUCACCUGCUACUUCCUCACCGACCUGGUGACCUUCACACUGCCUGCAGACAUUGAGGACUUGCCACCAGCAGUUCAGGAAAAACUCUUUGAUGAGGUUUUGGACCGAGAUGUGCAAAAAGAACUUGAAGAGGAGUCUCCCAUCAUCAACUGGUCCUUGGAGCUGGGGACCAGGCUGGACAGCCGUCUAUACGCCCUAUGGAACCGCACGGCCGGGGACUGCCUGCUGGACUCUGUGCUGCAGGCCACGUGGGGCAUCUACGACAAGGACUCGGUGCUGCGCAAGACGCUGCACGACAGCCUGCACGACUGCUCUCACUGGUUCUACACACGCUGGAAGGAGUGGGAAUCGUGGUAUUCCCAGAGUUUCGGCCUGCACUUUUCCCUCCGGGAGGAGCAGUGGCAGGAAGACUGGGCGUUCAUCCUCUCGCUGGCAAGUCAGCCAGGAUCCAGCUUGGAGCAGACGCACAUCUUUGUUCUUGCACACAUACUUCGUAGGCCCAUCAUUGUCUACGGAGUGAAGUAUUACAAAAGUUUCCGUGGGGAAACGCUGGGGUACACCCGCUUUCAAGGCGUGUACCUGCCCCUCCUGUGGGAGCAGAGCUUCUGCUGGAAGAGUCCCAUCGCUCUGGGCUACACGCGCGGACACUUCUCGGCGCUGGUGGCCAUGGAGAACGACGGCUUCGACAAUCGCGGCGCGGGCGCCAACCUCAACACGGACGACGACGUCACCGUCACCUUCCUGCCGCUGGUCGACAGCGAGAGGAAGCUGCUUCACGUCCACUUCCUGUCGGCGCAGGAGAUGGGCAACGAGGAGCAACAGGAGAAGCUGCUGAGGGAGUGGCUGGACUGCUGCGUGACGGACGGCGGCGUCCUGGUGGCGCUCCAGAAAAGCUCCCGCCGCCGCAACCACCCGCUGGUCACGCAGAUGGUGGAGAAGUGGCUGGACGGCUACCGCCAGAUCAGACCCUGCGCCUCGCUGUCUGACGGCGAGGAAGAGGAGGACGACGACGACGAGUGACGGUCCUCCUCACUACUUCUUUUUUCCCCUUUUAUUUUCCUGACACGGACAAACUAGUGACCGCCUUCCGGAGAGGACACACUCACGUGACACCUGCAAAAAAUGUGCAGUAAUUAAAGGUUUACAAAUUGAAAAUUCAACCUUUUGAUUUGUUUUCACAUGUAAAAAAGCAGAUAAUCUUUUAUCAGUAGAUGUACAAAUGCAUGUUUAAAAAGUAUAUCAUGGAAUAAUAUACCAGCAUCGAUGUGUUCAGUAAGCGCACUGACUUAAAAAAAAAAGCACAUUUCCAAAUUGAUCUUUUUUCCGUUUGGACAAAGCCAUUAUUGUUUGGAAACGGUUGUGUUGUUCUACUAAAUGACUUUAAAGCACUGCACAUGAAUGACAUUUGUAUUCUAUUGCUUGAAUAAGCUCAAAUAUGAAGCUCUUGGAAAAAGGGAGACCUCCCCUUUAAUUCAUAAGUGGACUCACACUAGUUCGCAAUUUGAUUUUCUUCUCGUUCCGGACUGAUUGAGAAGUUGCGUGUUUCCUUUUUCUCUUAAAUUUAUUCGACAUAUUUAUUGUUUGUAUCGGAGCUACUUUCUGUAUAUUUUUCUGCUGCUUUUUGUUGUUGACAGUUGAGUGAAUCUCCAUGAAGACACGCUGCACAGAAACGCCGCGAGGAAAGAAGCAACCGUCGGUGAAAAGUUUACUCGUGAUUUUUUUUGGCGUCUUUUUUAGUACCUCAAGCCUACAACCUGGUGCUUUUCUGUUUUUUCGGAGGGGGAAACGUUCGAGGCACAUUUUCAUGUUCUACUACGGUCACCCGUCUUGUGUGGAAACCAUCUCUUCAUUCAACACAAAAAAACCAAAGCAGAUGGAACAUUUUAAACACUUGUUUUUGUUUUGUUUUGCUGUGAAUUUGGUUUGUUGCCAUCUCGUAGCAUAGCGUCCUUUUCAUUCAAAGUUUUUCAUGUUAUUACCCGUUGGUUGCUUUGUAUUUAUGCAAUAGAUGUAUUUUGUUUGGGACUUUAGGCCUCACAUUACUACACUAUACGUACACAGUAACACGAACAAGUGGCAAAAAAGACAAUAAAACAUUUUUCAAUGUCUACACCGUUUACGCAUUUCUUGUUUCCUUUGAGCGACAGGGCCUAAACCUGCACGGAUUUGGUGAUUUGUUAUUGCGCCCUCCAGUGGACGUUAGGUGUACUACAACAAAAGCUGCCAGUUGAUUUUUUAAGUAACUUUUUAUGUCAAUUGUUAUAUAAUUUUAAAAGUAGUGUAUUUUACUUAAAUAUAUUUGAUG